AAGGUUCCUCCCAGCGCCACAUGGCCAUCGCCACACGGCCAUCACCAUGGUGAAGCUGAGCAAAGAGGCCAAGCAGAGAGUGCAGCAGCUCUUCAAGGGGGGCCAGUUUGCUAUGCACUGGGGCUUUAUACCUCUUGUGAUUUACCUGGGAUUUAAGAGAGGUACAGAUCCUGGAAUGCCUGAACCAACUGUUCUGAGCCUACUUUGGGGAUAAAGGAUUAUUUGGUCUUCUGGAUUUGGAAGCAAUUAGCAGACAGCAUGGAAGAUGUAUGCUCUGGCUCGGAUAAGAGAUGGGACAUCGUUCGGUCGCCAGCUGGAUGGCACAAGGCUUGUCACAGAUGAAUCUCUAGCAGAAUGGAACUUGUACUAACUUAUGAUAGAAUGUAUCAGAAUAAAUGUUUUUAACAAUGUUAAAAAAAAAAAA
Messenger RNA from Sapajus apella (tufted capuchin), 424 nucleotides. Its product is annotated as mitochondrial import receptor subunit TOM7 homolog. Gene Ontology annotation, biological process: protein import into mitochondrial matrix. Bases 47 to 214 code for a protein of 55 amino acids. Lineage: Eukaryota; Metazoa; Chordata; Mammalia; Primates; Cebidae. Gene Ontology annotation, cellular component: mitochondrial outer membrane translocase complex. The record is from RefSeq and is a predicted model, not a curated record. The transcript has a single exon.